Molecule: messenger RNA, 744 nt
Organism: Owenia fusiformis
Lineage: Eukaryota; Metazoa; Annelida; Polychaeta; Sabellida; Oweniidae
Source: the annotation of a GenBank genome assembly
AUAAACAUGCGUUCAUUUCCCUUUGUAUUUGACGAUAAGGAUUAUUGGAACAAGGAUUGAAGAUAGUAUGGCUUGCAGAUUUCACCUUGCUCUGACGCUUCUGAUGUGUGUCUUCGGGGCGGCAAUAUCAGGUGAUCCGAAUGACGGUUGUCCCUCUGAAGGUUCGCUGACGGAGACACUGCUGAACCUAGACAAUAUGAAUCCUGAAAUCAUACAGGCUGAGCUUAAACUUUGCCUCAAGUCAAAAGAUAAACAAGUCAGAAAAGCAGCUAAUACCGUAAAGAAAAAGAGAAUAUUGAGAAAAUGUAUCAAAACUGUUGAAAAACUUGUGAAGGUAUAUGACAAAGUUCCAAAUAUCCUAGAUCCGUUGAAGAAAUGUCUGAACAAAAUUGUUGAAGAAUUACAGGGCACGACAACCACAACUGAAACAAUGAUGAUUAAUGGCCCAUGUGAUAAUCUUGAAGCAGAAGGAGGAAACGUUACAAUAGACUGGGCGUACCGGAUGUACGAGCCUAAAUGUGUAUGCAAUGGUACAGUCAUACGAUUCGAAUGGGGAGGUAACCACAAUGUGGUUGUAUUGAAGAAUAGAAAAGAGUUUGACGAUUGUGAUGUUGGGGAUGAUGUCGAUCCAGACUACACAUUUGUAGCAGAAUACACGCUAGACAAGGUGAAAACAUAUUACUUUGCGUGUGGUGUGAGCAUGCAUUGUCAAAUAGGAGGACAGAAGAUAGAAAUUCAAGUAAU